Messenger RNA from Amaranthus tricolor (Joseph's coat), 788 nucleotides. RefSeq names its product 40S ribosomal protein S16. The transcript has a single exon. Bases 144 to 590 code for a protein of 148 amino acids. Lineage: Eukaryota; Viridiplantae; Streptophyta; Magnoliopsida; Caryophyllales; Amaranthaceae. Gene Ontology annotation, cellular component: cytosolic small ribosomal subunit; ribosome. Gene Ontology annotation, molecular function: structural constituent of ribosome; RNA binding. Gene Ontology annotation, biological process: translation; maturation of SSU-rRNA from tricistronic rRNA transcript (SSU-rRNA, 5.8S rRNA, LSU-rRNA). The record is from RefSeq and is a predicted model, not a curated record.
GGAGUUCAAAACCCUAAUGCCGCUUUUGACGUCCUCCUCCAACAAAACCCUAAUACCCAUCCUUUUUCGCCUCCUUCAUUUCACUCGCCGAGAGAGAUAGAGAGAGAGAGAGCGCGCGCAAAAAAGUACGAAAGCGUCCAACCAUGGCGGCAGCAACACCAUCACCGGUGAAAUCAGUGCAAUGCUUCGGUCGCAAAAAGACAGCUGUAGCAGUAACAUACUGCAAAUCUGGACGAGGUUUAAUCAAGAUCAAUGGAACUCCAAUCGAGUUAAUUCAACCUGAGAUUCUUCGUUACAAAGUGUUUGAACCAAUUCUUCUUUUAGGUCGUCACCGCUUCAGCGGCGUUGACAUGAGGAUUCGUGUCAAAGGAGGUGGUCACACCUCUCAAAUUUACGCAAUUCGUCAGAGUAUUGCUAAAGCUCUUGUUGCUUACUACCAGAAGUUUGUUGAUGAACAACAGAAAAAGGAAAUUAAGGACAUUCUUGUCAGGUAUGAUCGUACUUUACUUGUUGCUGAUCCUCGUCGUUGUGAGCCCAAGAAGUUUGGUGGUCGUGGUGCCCGUGCUAGGUUCCAGAAAUCUUACCGUUGAAGGAGAAAGAGAGAAGAUUUACGGAGAAGAAAAAAGAAUCUUUUUGUUAUUUUUGGAGCUUUUUUUGCCCUUUUCGUUUAGGCGUUAUUAUGGAUGUAUGAGUCCUUUCUCUGUUUUUAACCGUUAUUUCUGGUUGAAGUUUAUAUUGUCGGAUUUUAUAUUAUGAUAUGAUAUCUUAGUUGUUUUGUGCUGGAUUAA